AUGUGUAUGUGGCUAAAUCGUAUAUAUAUAUAUAUAUAUUCGUCCUUUGUUUCCUUGCUCUGUUUUCUGGCGUAUUUUGAAGAAUAUAAGACAAUGGCAACAUCAGAAAGUUCAGGUGCUAAGAGAUUUUGGGGCGUCGAUUCGGAGUAUGAGGUGACACUAUGCUCUACAGACAGCCCCGUUCGGGCGUAUGAGUCGCACAUGUUUGACAAGGAAGUGCUGAGCGCAGAUGGAGCUGCACACACGGCAAAAAAACCCAAAGCUGGUGAUUCGCUCGGAUAUGAUAAGCACCAGGCAUCCCUCCCGCGCUUACCCAUUCCAACACUGCAGGAUACGUGCGACUUGUAUUUGAAGUCUAUUCAGGCUCUCGUAACGGCUGAGGAGUACGUUCACACCAAGAAAGUUGUGGAAGAUUUCCUGAAGGGAGGUGGAAGCGGGGAAACACUACACAAUUUGCUCCUUAAAUGGGACAAGGAGUGUAACCAACCGAGUUGGUUGGAGGAGUUUUGGAAUGACUCUUACGUUUGUAUGCGCGAUCCCAUCCCAGUCAACGUUAACUUUUUCUUCCAAUUUAAACCUCAUCCACAACACUUGCAGAAUGGCCGUCAUGUCUCGCAAAUUGGCCGCGCCGCCAGCCUUCUGCAUGCGGCAGUUGAAUACUAUGUAUCGAUUAUAAAUGGGACCGUGGCCAGAGAAUUCGAGCGGGACGCUCCAGUAUGCAUGAGUCAGUACCGCUUUGUUUUCAGUACCUCGCGUGUUCCUGGAUUACAUCAGGACCGGAAAGUUUGUUACUCCGAAAGACCGCUCACAGAGGACGAGAAAAGGUCAAAAUUUGCUGAGUACGUCGCUGCCAGCCCCACUCACUGCGUUGUAAUAAUCCGUGACCGCUUUUUCAAGUUAGAGGUACUUCGAGAAGAUGGUACCCAAUACAGCGUCGAGGAACUUAUAGUGUCACUCAAGUAUAUCGAAGAUUUCGUCACCUCAAGGCAGAACCCCGGAGCACCGGUGGGUCUUUUGACAACAAUGGACCGCACGGAGUGGUUCCACGCUCGUGAACGCCUUAAGAAACUGGGUAACGUAGGCAUACUUCAAACUAUCCAAUCGGCCCUCAUUUGUAUCUGCCUCGAUGGCGUCCGUGUUGUUUCACCGGAGGUGGGCGCCCGGUUGCUGCUGCAUGGACAAGGGACGAACCGAUGGUUUGACAGGCACAACAUCAUUGUUACAGCUGAUGGGACUGCGGGUGUGAAUUGGGAGCACUCUGUUAAUGACGGCGGAACGGCAUUGAUGCUGGCCGACUUCAUGUACAAGAAAGACUGCGAGCGCUUCUUUACAGGAGAUGAGGUUGAAGCCCUUUCUAAGCGGGAAGGCGUGUCCCUUACUGUGCGGAGGAUGGUCGCCGAGAAGCAGUGGAAUCUUGACAAGGGAAUAUAUGGCGUCAUGAAGUCUGCGUCAGAGGAUUUUAAAACAUUAAUUCAAAAUAAUGAGUUACAUGUGCUACAUUUUGGAAACUUUGGUGGGGCCUUUCUGAAGCGCUUUGGGAUCUCACCGGAUGCCUUUUUUCAGAUGGCCCUUCAGUUGACAUACUACCGGCUCUUUGGCCGUAACUGUGCGACCUACGAAGCGGCUACCACACGUACCUUCAGCCACGGCCGUACAGAGUGCAUACGAAGUGCCAGUUCUGAAGCUCUGGACUUCUGCCGAGCGGCGUGCGAGCCAUUGUUUCCCAAGCGUAUCGGCUCUGCAGUACCUUCUCAGGGCGAAUUCCUCCGCAAGGCAGUCGCCGCUCAUGCAAAUGCUGUAAAACUUGCCAAGAGUGGCCUCGGUGUAGAUAGACAUUUAUAUGGUUUGCGGGUAAUGGCGCGAAUGCACGGUGUUCCGCUUCCCGGACUAUUUAAUGAUCCGUCUUACCACCGGAGUGGAACGUGGCUCAUGUCGACUUCCCAUUGUGGAAGCAAUGCACUCGAUGCCUUUGGGUUCGGCCCUGUUGUUGUUUCGGGGUUUGGGAUCGGCUAUAUGAUCAAAGCCGACAGCAUAGAUGUUGUCAUUACUUCAAAGUGUACUUCUCAUUUUACUUCUACGGUGGUGUUUGCUUCCAUGCUGGAAUCCUCGUUGUUUCACAUGAAGACUAUACUUCAGAGUGAAGAUAUGAGCCGGCGAGCUGAGAGAGAUAUUUUACUUUUCUCUCAUCCAUGUGGACUGAACGACUUUCAGUUCUCUGAGAAGGAGGGCUUCAUCUACGAGCACCAUGUGAAUGGCAGCAAAGGUGAGAUGACUGAUUCCAUUGCUGAUGCCUCACCAAAUUUGUAA
Messenger RNA from Trypanosoma brucei brucei TREU927, 2307 nucleotides. RefSeq names its product carnitine O-acetyltransferase, putative. The transcript has a single exon. NCBI's taxonomy places the organism in Eukaryota, Euglenozoa, Kinetoplastea, Trypanosomatida, Trypanosomatidae. The record is from RefSeq and is a predicted model, not a curated record. Gene Ontology annotation, molecular function: carnitine O-acetyltransferase activity. Gene Ontology annotation, cellular component: mitochondrion. Gene Ontology annotation, biological process: carnitine metabolic process. Bases 1 to 2307 code for a protein of 768 amino acids.